This is a messenger RNA of Ostrinia furnacalis (Asian corn borer), 1834 nucleotides long. RefSeq names its product peripheral plasma membrane protein CASK. The record is from RefSeq and is a predicted model, not a curated record. Gene Ontology annotation, molecular function: protein kinase activity; protein binding; ATP binding. Gene Ontology annotation, biological process: protein phosphorylation. Lineage: Eukaryota; Metazoa; Arthropoda; Insecta; Lepidoptera; Crambidae. The transcript is spliced from 11 exons. The coding region runs from base 419 to 1834 and encodes 471 amino acids.
UAAAACUAUUUUCUGAUUUUGAAGAAUAAUCGAAUUAAUAAUUUUGCUAUUUUAACACAGUUAAUUAUAAGAUUCACUAUUCUGCACGUAAUUUUACUAUAGUAUUGUAUUUUACUUUCCGAAUCUUUAAUGUUGUUCUGAUAUCCUUUUUGAAAUAGUAUUAGAAAAUACAAGUCGUAAUUUUAUGAUAUAAAAUGCACUAUUUAGGGUUAAUCAUGUUUUUCCGUGAUUUAUUUACGAUCACAACUCAAGACUUCCUGUUCAAAUAUCAAGUGGUGUUCAUUUAAUAGUUAGUGGCUUUAGAAAUUAAGAAUUUACUCCCUGGGCGUAACCUUUUUAUCCUGGGCACGGAAGGCUGUGUGAAAAUGUUUGAAACCUUUUUCUGAGAUCUGGUGAACUGUGCUUGUGUUGGAUCAUAAUGGCUGAAGACGAAGUGCUAUUCGACGAUGUGUACGAGCUCUGCGAAAUAAUUGGGAAGGGACCAUUCAGCUUGGUGCGAAGAUGUGUGCACCGCCAGACCGGUCAGCAAUUUGCUGUCAAAAUCGUUGAUGUUGCUCGCUUCACUGCGAGCCCCGGAUUGAGUACUGCAGAUCUGAAGCGUGAGGCUACGAUAUGCCACAUGCUGAAACAUCCGCACAUUGUGGAGCUCCUCGAGACUUACAGCUCCGAGGGAAUGCUCUACAUGGUCUUUGAAUAUAUGGAUGGCUCUGACCUCUGCUUUGAGGUGGUUCGCAGGGCCACAGCUGGAUUUGUUUACAGCGAAGCCGUGGCAUGCCACUACAUGCGUCAGAUUCUCGAAGCGCUCCGCUACUGCCACGAGAACGACAUAGUGCACCGAGACGUGCGGCCGCACUGCGUGCUGCUGGCCGGGCGCGACAACUGCGCGCCGGUCAAGCUGGGCGGGUUCGGCGUCGCCGCACAGCUGCCCGCGCCCAGCGCGCACCGCACGCCGCCAGAACUGGUGAUGGACACCCGACCACUUAUGGGUCAUAUGGGCCAAGCGUAUCUGAAAUCAGACGAAUAUGGCCGUAUCGGGACUCCCCACUACAUGGCCCCAGAAGUGGUCUCCAGCCAGCUGUAUGGCAAGCCAGUGGAUGUGUGGGCAGCUGGUAUUCUUCUUCACGUUCUCCUGGUGGGAUACUUGCCUUUUACUGGCACCAGGGAGCGCCUGUUUGAAGCUAUUUGCCGCGGAAGACUGCGGUUCGAUGCACCCCUUUGGGAUGACAUUAGUGACGCUGCCAAGGAUUUGGUCCAGCGCAUGCUGACUGUGGAUCAUACGCAACGAAUCAACAUUCAGGAUGUUCUGACCCAUAGAUGGAUUCGGGAUCGUGACAAGCAGAACCGCAUCCACCUCUCCGGCACUGUGGAAGAGCUGAAGAAGUUCAACAGCCGGCGCCGCCUCCGAGCAGCGACACUCGGCGCUUGCGCAGUCGACGACGAGGAGGACGAGGACGCGCCCGCCAGCCACCAGCUCAUGCUGGAGGAGGCCAGCGCAGCCGCUGUGAACCUAGUGGCCGAAUCACUGGAUGACGUGGCGGUGCUGCAAGAUGGGCCGCUGUUCAUGGACCCCGAUCUGUUCCAUAGCGUCCUCGAUGAUUUGCAGCUGAGAGCCCUCUUAGAGGUGUACGACCGCAUAGCCUGCACAGUGGUGGUGACAAGCGGCCGGGCGCCCGCUGCAGAAGGCCGCCAGCGCUGCCGGCAAGCGCUUGAAGCGGCCACGCGGCUGCGGCACUCGGGGCCCGGGCCCGCCGCCGCCUCGCCCGCCACCGCGUCCGCCAUCCACGAGAUGAGGAGGCUGCUCGCUCUGCCGCACAUCAAGGUACGUCCGCUGUGA